Messenger RNA from Lampris incognitus (smalleye Pacific opah), 2511 nucleotides. RefSeq names its product protocadherin beta-16-like. The record is from RefSeq and is a predicted model, not a curated record. Lineage: Eukaryota; Metazoa; Chordata; Actinopteri; Lampriformes; Lampridae. Gene Ontology annotation, molecular function: calcium ion binding. Gene Ontology annotation, biological process: homophilic cell-cell adhesion. The transcript has a single exon. Bases 10 to 2511 code for a protein of 833 amino acids. Gene Ontology annotation, cellular component: plasma membrane.
GACAGAACAAUGAGACGGCAAGUACAGCUCUUUAUCGUCGUCCUGUCUCUCGCCUCGGCGCUCGGGCAGGUCAGUUACUCCAUUCCCGAGGAAAUGGCCAGAGGCUCGUUCGUCGGUAACGUAGCGCAGGAUCUGGGUUUAGACCCGGAAAGACUGAAGACCGGCAAAGCGCGCGUGUUCACUCGAGACAAUGCGGAGUAUGUUGAGCUGAGCAGAGAAAGAGGAGUGCUCCUCAUCAGAGACCGGAUAGACAGAGAGGCGCUCUGCAGACAGACGACGCCGUGCGCUUUACACUUCCAGAUCAUAUUAGAGAACCCCAUGGAGUUUUACCGCGUCACUGUGGAGAUUACAGACGUCAACGACAACCCCCCAGCAUUUGAAAAGGACGUUGUUGAAUUCAACAUUAGUGAGUCUGCUGUAAGUGGGGCGAAAAUGAUUUUAGACAGGGCAACGGAUCCCGACGUGGGGGGAAACGGUUUGCAAACGUACGCGCUAAAACCGAUGGACAAUUUCUCCCUUAAAUUCUUAAAUCAAGCAGAUGGUACAAAAACUGUCGAGAUGGUGUUAGAGAAGCCUCUCGACAGAGAGGAAAAUGAGCAUAUAUCUCUUAUUUUAACGGCGAUUGACGGAGGCGAGCCGCAGAUGUCUGGGACAAUGCAGAUUCUCAUCACGGUGUUAGACGCCAAUGACAACGCUCCUGUUUUUACGCAGCCCACAUAUAAAGCCUCCAUUAGAGAAAAUGCCCCGAUAGGCACAGUUGUAACGACCGUUACUGCAACAGAUGCAGAUCAUGGCUCUAACGGUCGAAUAUCGUAUUCUAUCUCAAGUUUAUUGGAUUAUAGUCGCGGAAAGUUCAAAAUAAAUGCGCAAAGUGGUGAGGUUAGUUUAACAGAAAAUAUUGACUACGAGAAAGCUCAAACAUUACAAAUAAAUAUACGUGCAAGUGAUGACGGAGGACUAGUCGAAUUUUGUAAAGUCAUAGUCGAAGUGUUAGAUGUAAACGACAACAAACCUGAUAUUCAUAUUAUGUCUAAAUCAAAUGUAAUAUCAGAAGAUGCAAAACCCAACACUGUCAUCACCAUGAUAAAUGUUGAAGAUGCAGACUCAGAUGAAAACGGUAAAGUACAGUGCGUCAUAGAUGACGAUAUUCCCUUUGCGAUGAAAUCGACAACGAACAAUUUCUAUAGCCUGGUGACAGACAGUGAUCUGGACCGAGAGAGAGCCUCAGAGUAUAAUAUCAGUAUCACGUGUUGUGAUGAGGGAGUGCCCUCUCUCUCCAGCAGCGUCACUCUCACCUUACACAUCUCAGAUGUGAAUGACAACGCGCCUGUCUUUGAGAGGAGCUCAUAUGAGGCCUACAUUGUAGAAAACAACACACCGGGUCUCUCCAUAUUCACAGUGAAAGCCACAGACGCUGACUGGAACCAGAAUGCCCGUGUGUCUUAUAUACUGGAGGACUCCUCGGUUAACGGAGUGCCCGUCUCCUCCUAUGUGUCCGUCAGUGCUGAUAGUGGAGUCAUCCAUGCAGUUCGCUCUUUUGACUACGAGCACAUCAAGGAUUUCCACUUCUGUGUUAAAGCGCAGGAUGGCGGCUCUCCUCCACUCAGUAGUAACGUGACUGUGAAAAUAACGAUCCAGGACCAGAACGACAACGCCCCUCAGGUGCUGUACCCAGUCCAGACCAGCAGCUCUGUGGUGGCUGAAAUGGUGCCUCGUUCAGCAGAUGUGGGCUAUCUGGUGACUAAAGUGGUGGCUGUUGAUGUGGACUCUGGACAGAAUGCCUGGCUCUCCUAUAAGCUGCAGAAAGCCACAGACAGGGCGCUGUUUGAAGUGGGCUUACAGAAUGGGGAAAUAAGGACUAUCCGCCAAGUCACUGAUAAAGAUGCUGUGAAACAAAGGCUGACUGUUGUAGUGGAGGACAACGGGCAGCCCUCUCGUUCAGCUACAGUCAAUGUUAACGUGGCGGUGGCGGACAGCUUCCCUGAAGUGCUCUCAGAGUUCACGGACUUUACGCACGACAAGGAGUACAACGACAACCUGACUUUUUACUUAGUCUUGGCUUUGGCUGUAGUGUCCUUUCUCUUCAUCACCUGCUUAGUGGUCAUCAUAUCAGUGAAGUUAUACAGAUGGAGACAGUCUCGCAUCCUCUAUCAUUCCAGUCUACCGGUGAUUCCCUAUUAUCCACCACGUUACUCAGACACUUUGGGGACAGGGACUCUCCAACACGUGUACAAUUACGAGGUGUGCAGGACGACUGACUCCAGAAAGAGUGACUGUAGGUUCGGCAGAGCCGGUAGUCAGAACGUGCUGAUAAUGGAGCCCAGUUGUACAGGGACGAUGCAGCGGAUCCAGAAUGAAAAGAACAUCCUGGAUGAGCCAGACUCUCCUGUAGAGGUUAGACCUUGCCCAUUUUAUAUUUCAACCGAAGCUGAGAUAUGUGUUCAAUCAGUUGUUUAUCCGUGGAACAUUUUCAGGGCAGUGAAAGGAAUUGUGUCUGUUAUUUCUAUUUGA